Molecule: messenger RNA, 1974 nt
Organism: Epinephelus fuscoguttatus (brown-marbled grouper)
Lineage: Eukaryota; Metazoa; Chordata; Actinopteri; Perciformes; Serranidae
Gene: dpysl3
Product: dihydropyrimidinase like 3
Exons: 14
Coding region: 182-1909 (575 amino acids)
Biological process (GO): actin crosslink formation
Cellular component (GO): cytosol; cytoplasm
Molecular function (GO): hydrolase activity, acting on carbon-nitrogen (but not peptide) bonds, in cyclic amides
Source: RefSeq, a predicted model, not a curated record
GAGGGGCCGGGUGUCUGAGCCACAGUACGCUCCUAUAGCACUGUGCGAGGCACUUUACAUCGCACUGACAGAGUGGCGACCAUUCCCUGAAGCUCCCAUCCAGGCGAGGGCCGCUGCAGCAUCCGUACAGAGGGAAUAUUGUUUUUCAAAGCUUGAUUUCAAAGGUGGAACCGGACGAAAAAUGUCUUACCAAGGAAAAAAGAACAUCCCAAAGAUCACAAGCGACAGGCUUCUGAUCAAAGGCGGGAGGAUCGUGAAUGAUGACCAGUCCUUCCAUGCUGAUAUCUACAUGGAGGAUGGCGUCAUUAAGCAAAUUGGUGACAACCUGAUUGUGCCCGGUGGGGUGAAGACCAUUGAGGCCAACGGGAAGAUGGUGAUCCCCGGUGGCAUUGACAUCCACACCCACUUCCAGAUGCCGUACCGUGGAACCACAACCGUGGAUGACUUUGCUCAGGGAUCAAAGGCUGCUCUUGCCGGGGGCACGACCAUGAUCGUGGACCAUGUGAUCCCAGACCCUGGCUGCAGCCUGAUGGAGGCCUAUGACCAGUGGAGGCAGUGGGCCGAUGAGAAGGCCUGCUGCGACUACUCCCUCCACGUGGACAUCACCCACUGGAAUGACAGCGUAAAGCAGGAGGUGGAUAACCUUAUCAAGGAGAAAGGUGUGAACUCCUUCCAGGUCUACAUGGCUUACAAGGACUACUACCAGAUGACCAACAGUGAGCUCUAUGAUGUCUUUACCUUCCUGGCAGAGAGGGGAGGCAUCGCUCAGGUCCAUGCUGAAAAUGGCGAGAUCAUCGCUGAGGAGCAGGCCCGCAUGCUGCAGAUGGGUAUCACUGGACCGGAGGGACACGUUCUGAGCAGGCCAGAGGAGCUGGAGGCAGAGGCUGUGUUCCGUGCCAUCACCAUUGCCAGCCAAACCAACUGUCCUCUCUACGUGACCCGGGUCAUGAGCAAGAGCGCUGCUGACAUCAUCUCACAGGCCCGGAAAAAAGGAAAUGUUGUGUUUGGGGAGCCAAUCACAGCCAGCUUGGGGACUGAUGGGACACAUUACUGGAGCAAGAACUGGGCCAAGGCGGCUUCUUUUGUAACAUCACCUCCUCUUAGCCCUGAUCCCACCACUCCAGACUAUCUGAACACACUGCUGUCCAGUGGAGACCUGAGUGUGACUGGCAGUGCUCACUGUACCUUCAGUGUGGCCCAGAAGGCCAUUGGCAAGGAUGACUUCACUCAGAUCCCCGAAGGUGUUAAUGGAGUGGAGGAGAGGAUGGCCCUCAUCUGGGAUAAAGCUGUGACUACAGGAAAGAUGGAUGAGAACAUGUUUGUGGCAGUCACCAGCACCAACGCAGCCAAGAUCCUGAACCUGUACCCUCGUAAGGGUCGGAUCGCAGUGGGCUCUGACGCCGACCUGGUCAUCUGGGACACAGACUCUAUCCGCACCAUCACUGCCAAGACACACCAAUCAGCUGCUGAGUACAACGUCUUUGAGGGCAUGGAGCUGCGUGGAGCCCCUCAGGUGGUGAUCUGCCAGGGGAAGAUUGUUCUGGAAGAUGGGAACCUGCAUGUCACUUCCGGCGUGGGUCGCUUCAUUCCCUGCACUCCCUACCCUGACUUUGCCUACAAGCGUGUUAAAGCCAGGAAGCAGCUGGCGGUGCUGAGGGCAGUACCCAGGGGAAUGUACGAUGGCCCGGUGUCUGAAUUCUCCCUGUCCCGUGGUGGCACCCCCUCGGCCUCGGCGCGUACCUCUCCCACCAAACAGCCUGUCAGAAACCUGCACCAGUCUGGAUUUAGUCUAGCAGGUAACCCUGCACCCUGCGGUCCCCCCACCCCAGAUGACAUCCCCAUCAGGCCUGCCGGCCGGCGUAUCGUAGUGCCCCCUGGUGGCCGUUCCAACAUCACAUCCCUCAGCUAAACAGCAGAAACACAAGGGGACGCAUCCAGAAAACGACAGCAGCCAGAGUGCAGGAUCGAGGGUGG